AUGAAGGAAGCAUUAUUGGGUUUAGAACAUGAGGGAAACCUUAUAUCUAACCUAUCUAAAGUAUACAUUGCUAAAGCAUACAUUGCAUCCAAAGAAGAAGCAGCCAGCAGUUCAACAACAAAGCAACCAAAAGAAGAAGUUCAAGAAAUAUCAUCCGAUGAAAGCCAACAAACCAUAACACCAAACCAUGAGGAAUAUCCACCACUACAAACAGAUAAAAAAAAUGUUCUCCUAACACCACAAAAACCUAUAUCUAGUUUCACACCACAAAAACCCGUAUCCAUCCCAAGAUCCCUUAACCAGUUAAAUGCAAAAAUUUCCCUUGAAUCCAUUCUAUCAACAAAAGAAAAAGAAGCCAUGAAAAAACCAUCUGCCAAAAAAUUUGCUUGGGACAGCCUUAUUUCAUACACCGAGGUCCAUUCUUUGAUGGGCUUUUACCCAGUAGCCAGACGCCCAGGUCCUAAAGCAAUCUUCUUAGCCGACCUAUCAGAUCCUAUGACUUUAUGGGAUUACUUUAUUCAUGGAUUCAUCGACACCAUCUAUUUAGAAGGCACCAAUUUACACUGCAUCAGUGAGUUCCCUUCUGCUGUGCAAACCAUCAUCAGAAAUUAUAAAGUACGAUUUGCAAAACAGGAAAGAGGAUUAUUCAUUAAAAUGCACUCUAGCUACCCAAUUUUUGAUGAAGACUCUCAACUAAUUGUCCCAAGUAUUACUUUCGCAAAUAUGGGAAUAAGCAAUGGCUCAAAACCAACAAAAGAUGAUCUACCACGAGAAUCACCAACACAGGAUCACUUAAUCUUCGCACUCGCCGGUGUCUAUUUAGCAUCGUCACGCAUAGGCAACGGUAAAGAUCAGAAGUCAAGAAUUAGAGUGAACUACGCCAGUAAAACCUUCAUUAUCUAUUCGUUAACAGAUAGUGAAAUCACUCCGGAAGCAAUGAAAGCAAUCGAAACUUUCGAACAACCUUUCGAAAAGUUUUCUCAUCAAUUAGCUGAAUUACCUGCUGAUAUCAAAAAACAACUUUGUAAACAUAUUAUGCAUGCACCAAGACACAAUUGCAGUCACUGUUCAGAAAACACAGAAGAAACACCAUUCAUGGAAGAUUAA
Molecule: messenger RNA, 1107 nt
Organism: Lactuca saligna
Lineage: Eukaryota; Viridiplantae; Streptophyta; Magnoliopsida; Asterales; Asteraceae
Source: the annotation of a GenBank genome assembly